UGGAGUGGGCAAUUCUGGCAGAGCAUUUAAAUUCUGUUUGCAAGCUAAGAGCGAUGCUCGCGGCCUCCUUGCUAUAGACCGAAAAAUACGACAAUACUGAUUGGGUUUCGAGCAUGACGUGCGCUAGGAAGUGGCUAUCCCAAUGUUUGAGAAGCCACGACAAGUGUCAAACGCCGUAUUCGACCGAGAAUACCCGCUUCAGUCCAACUCGUCUCCUCGAAAUUGGACAACCAGAUCCUCCGAAAGUCCGCUUACGACUCUAUCCUAACCAAGAAUGCAACGGCAUUCAGUAUGCAACGCUUAGUCACUGUUGGGGUGCUUCAAAGGUCUUGAGGUUAACGUCGGCUUCGUUCCAAGACCUGGAGAAAGGCAUAGAGAUCUCAAAACUGGCACAAACAUUCCAGGAUGCCAUCUUCACCGCCCGGUCACUGGGUAUUCAUUUCCUUUGGAUAGAUUCCUUAUGCAUAUUCCAGGACUCUCAGAAGGACUGGCAACAGGAGGCAGCUCUCAUGAGUCAUGUCUACAAGAACUCUACUCUCAACAUUGCAGCUAGUGUUGCAGCUGAUAGCAAUGCUGGCUGCUUUUCCGAAAAAGACCCGUCAUCAAUUGGACCCUGCAUGGUUCAGACAGCAUGGAUCGACAGCUACAAUGACACCUACCACCUUUACCAUGAGGAUUUCUGGGACAAUACGUUGAAAAAUAUGCCCCUGACAAAAAGAGCACGGGCGGUCCAAGAGUUGUUACUGGCUCCGAGGGUGCUUCAUCUAUGUGGUAAGCAGCUGUUCUGGGAAUGUUACAACUUGCGCGCCUGUGGGACUUAUCCAGGCGGUACGCCACCGACUUCGCUUCUGCACUGGGUGUCAGGCGAUGCAAGAUGGCAGGCUUUCAGUGAAGCCGGAACUCGGCACGUUGCUGUGGAGAGCAGCCCGAAGCAUUCAAAGACCACACUGUUGGAACUCUGGCACGGAAUCGUGGAGAUGUACACCAAGUGCAACUUAACGUAUACAACCGACAAAUUGGUUGCUCUUUCGGGUAUCGCAAAGCUCAUGGAACAGGCGCUUGACGACGAAUAUUGUGCCGGACUGUGGAGGAGCCGCCUCGCUACGGAGCUGUUCUAGUUUGGUCCUCAUAACA
Molecule: messenger RNA, 1134 nt
Organism: Trematosphaeria pertusa
Lineage: Eukaryota; Fungi; Ascomycota; Dothideomycetes; Pleosporales; Trematosphaeriaceae
Product: HET-domain-containing protein
Exons: 2
Coding region: 114-1118 (334 amino acids)
Source: RefSeq, a predicted model, not a curated record